Messenger RNA from Aspergillus campestris IBT 28561, 446 nucleotides. RefSeq lists its product as uncharacterized. The record is from RefSeq and is a predicted model, not a curated record. The coding region runs from base 144 to 392 and encodes 82 amino acids. The transcript has a single exon. NCBI's taxonomy places the organism in Eukaryota, Fungi, Ascomycota, Eurotiomycetes, Eurotiales, Aspergillaceae.
AUUCAUUGCCGUAUCAAAUAUCCUAACUACAGCGCUUUUUUUCUUUUUUUCUUUUCUUUUUUUCUUAGUUGUAAGGAAUGCAAAUGAAGCCAUAAGAAGAUUCCGCUUGCCCAUGCUCUUCCCAAAAGCCAGUCAGUCAUCAAAUGGGAAGCUCCGUUCCUUCAGUCAUUAAAUCAUUUCGUUUCGCCGUGGCCGUUCAUGUAGACGGAUUGAAUGCAUCCAAAAAGAGAGAGAAAAGGAAAAAAGAAAAAAAAAAAAAAAAAACUCCGGAAGAGAAAGCCAACGCCGUCACACACACACUCCGAAAAGAGAUCAACGUGAAAGCAAUGAUAGAGGCAUUUGGAAGGAAACCAAGAGCAGGGUGGAAAGAAAACCGCAACGCCGUGUCAUGACCAUCAAUUGAGGGUGUCGAAGGAGCCCGUUGGCAGCUAUAGUCAGUGCAGUAU